Hypoxylon fragiforme is the source of this 1113-nucleotide messenger RNA. RefSeq lists its product as uncharacterized. The coding region runs from base 233 to 808 and encodes 191 amino acids. The transcript has a single exon. The record is from RefSeq and is a predicted model, not a curated record. Lineage: Eukaryota; Fungi; Ascomycota; Sordariomycetes; Xylariales; Hypoxylaceae.
AUAAUCGAAUAAUUGCAUAUAACUAUAUCCUAGUAAACGAAAGCCAUUCAACUAUUAAACCCAAUUUGACGUCACGCUCACACUCAUCACGCUCCUCAUUCUAAACUCAUCCUCAUCCUCAUCCUCUUCCUCCCAUCUCUCACCUAUUUACAUUGUUACUCAUUCAAUAACAUAUACCAAACACCUCCCCAAUCACCUCACCAACUAUAUCCUCACCACCAAAACAAAAAAAAUGCCACCCUCCCCCUCCCCCUCCCCUUCCCCCUCCGCCCUCCUCCGCCUAACCCAAGCCCUCACCAUCGCCCUCCUAACCAGCACAUCCGGCCUAACCCUCAGCCUCUCCACCCUCCUGAUCCCGCGCCUCCUCGAGUCGCCCACGCCCCUCCUAACCCUACAGUUCCAGCGCACCCUCCAGCGCACCCGUCGUCUCCUCACCCUCCUAGCCCUCGUCCCCAGCUUCGCGCACAUCUACCUCGCGUACUUGCUCCCCUCUAAAGCGCGCGCGUACGCGAUCGCGGCCGCAGUGAGCCUGAGCGCGAUGCCGUGGGGCUUUGUUGCCAUGGGGACGAUGGAGCGGCAGAUGGAGGGGCGGGCGCGGUGGGUGGAUGUGAAGGCGCGGGGGGGUGUCGACGGGGGGAAGGAGGUGUUUGUGGAGGGGUUUAUAGAGGAGGAGGGUUUAGGGGAGGUGAUAGCGGAGGGUGCGCCGACGGCGCAUGCGAUUGUGGAUGCGUGGGCGGUGAGGAAUCUGUAUCGCCCUGUUGCGGCGUUUGCGGCGGGUUGUAUUGGGUUGUAUGCUGCUUUGUCGUGAGGGGCGAUGGGCUGGUCGCUUGCUUGUGUUGCUUUGGGGUGUUUUAUGGGGUGUUUGAUGUGAUAUGAGCUUUAGCUGAAUAUAUAGGGGCCAGAAUCCAGCGCAAAACUCAACGAGGGACUUGAAUAGGGGUCAAAGAUAAUUGAACACAUUCCAGGGAUCAAGGAGGGAGAAGAUUAAGUAUCGACUACAAUUUGCAAUAAGGUUCUACAAGGGUAAGGCCAUGAUGAUAUAUUAUUCAUCUCUGUUUCUAGUCUGUGGAUGACGGAGUCACCAGACCUUUGUAACUACCUAGUACUAGAUAU